Messenger RNA from Helianthus annuus (common sunflower), 2874 nucleotides. Its product is annotated as protein MICRORCHIDIA 7. The coding region runs from base 204 to 2657 and encodes 817 amino acids. Gene Ontology annotation, molecular function: ATP hydrolysis activity. The record is from RefSeq and is a predicted model, not a curated record. NCBI's taxonomy places the organism in Eukaryota, Viridiplantae, Streptophyta, Magnoliopsida, Asterales, Asteraceae. The transcript is spliced from 20 exons. Gene Ontology annotation, cellular component: nucleus.
UUGUAGACGAACAACCGCAUCUAACACCGCGCGUAUCAUAAAUCUUCCACUAUCGUCAUCACCCUCAAGUACACACACACCAGAGGUUUUCACCGGCGAACUAGGGUUUCAACUUUCAACACCGGAAAAUCGUACAAUCAUUGCUCAUAUCCGGCGACAGUAGACGAUUCUACAGCGUCAUCACCUCCAUAACCGCUACCGUGAUGGCCGGAGUUGAAGUGAAGCAAGAAUACAUCGAACCAACGAACGGUAUCAACAACAGUUACACUAAACGAACAGAUGUUUCAGAGAUUGCGGUGAUCGAUCUCGAUAGUUCAGACGACGACGAUUCAGGUGACGGAAUUCGUAACGGCAAGAGAUCUAGGGUUUCGAGUGGUGAAGAUGAUGUUAACGGUAAGAGAAAGAAGUCUGGUGACGGUGUGGUUCUUCCGGUAGGGUUUCUGGAUCCUUUGCCGCCGAAGGAUGCGACAUUGCAACGUGCUAGUGGAAACCGUGUGGUUCCGGAGCAGAGUUGUAAGCAGUUUUGGAAAGCUGGUGAUUUUGAAGGACUGUCUACUAGUGAUUGGACUGCUUCUACAGGUGGUAUGGAUCAUUUGAGGGUUCAUCCAAGGUUUUUGCACUCCAACGCAACUAGUCAUAAAUGGGUUCUUGGCGCUUUCGCGGAACUUUUGGACAACGCACUAGACGAGGUUUGUAAUGGUGCCACAUAUGUGAAAAUCGAUAUGCUAACAAACAAGAAAGAUGACAACAGAAUGUUGUUGAUUGAAGAUAAUGGUGGUGGGAUGGACCCAGAAAAAAUGAGACAUUGCAUGUCUCUUGGAUAUUCUUUGAAAAGCAAGGUCAAGGAUACAAUCGGACAAUAUGGAAAUGGUUUUAAGACGAGCACCAUGAGGCUUGGAGCUGACGUUAUUGUCUUCUCUCGAUGUUCUGGGAAAUCUGGAAAAAGGUCUACGCAGAGCAUCGGUCUAUUGUCCUACACGUUUCUGCGAUGCACUGGGAAGGAAGAUAUAGUAGUUCCCAUGCUUGAUUAUGAACAAGAUGGCCGAGAGUGGAAGAAGAUGAAACGAUCAUCAGCAAGUGAUUGGGAUAGAAAUCUCGAGGCUGUGGUACAAUGGUCUCCAUUUUCAAGUGAAUCGGACCUUCUAAAACAAUUUGAUCAUAUGAAGGAGCAGGGUACACGCAUAAUUAUAUACAAUCUAUGGGAGGAUGAUCAAGAACAAUUAGAGCUCGAUUUCGACACCGAUAAACAUGAUAUUCAAAUUCGAGGUGUUAAUCGUGAUGAGAGAAAUAUAGAAAUGGCACAGCAAUAUCCGAACUCUAGACAUUUUCUGACGUAUCGUCACUCACUCAGGAGUUAUGCAUCGAUUCUCUAUCUAAGAGUUCCUCAUAACUUCCGGAUGAUUCUUCGUGGGAAGGAUGUUGAGCAUCAUAAUAUAGUUAACGAUAUGAUGAUGACAAAUGAGGUCACUUAUCGUCCACAGCCUGGGCUAGAAGGGGUCCCCAAGGAUUCAAAUAUGGUUGCUGUAGUUACUGUGGGGUUUGUAAAAGAUGCGAAAGCUCAUAUAGAUGUACAAGGGUUCAAUGUGUAUCAUAAAAACAGACUCAUCAAGCCAUUUUGGAGAAUCUGGAAUGCUGCAGGAAGUGACGGUCGUGGGGUUAUAGGUGUAUUGGAAGCUAAUUUUGUUGAACCAGCUCACGAUAAACAAGGGUUUGAGCGCACUACUGUUCUUCAACGACUUGAAACACGCCUUAUUCAAAUGCAGAAGACAUACUGGAGUACAUACUGUCACAAAAUAGGCUACGCUCCGAGACGCCACAAGAAAAAUCCGGAGGACGGAGAAGCGUCGCCUGAUUACGCAACGGAACCGACAAGGAAAAGUCCGAGGACGAUACUUGCUCCGCAAAUGCAAUCAGACAAAUCAUUUUCACAUAGACCUCAGAAAGAAGCAGUAAUAACCAAUCCAAGUAGAUAUUCAACUGCACCGAACAAUGGUAAUGUUAAUACUGGAGAAAAAAUAGAUAAAUUAAAUAGGGCUCAUGGUGUAAGUGCAAGCUCUUCUGAGUCAGCAUCACCUUUGACUGAAAACAUCCGUGAUGUUGACUCACAAACUACCAUGAACGCACAACAUGCAAACGGUGGUUCUCAAAAAGGAUUAUCGAGUAUGAAGACUCAUGCGGUUUCAGCUCUCGAGGUCCGAAAUCCUGCUCUUUCCGGAGCUGCAAAAGUUUUGCAAGUUAGCGCGCCGCCUCAUUUAAGGUCUUCUCUUGUUAACGGGGAUGUAAUCGUUGGUUCAAAUUCUAGCAAUGUCAAUUUGCACCAACUGAUGGAAGAAAACCGUGAGUUGAAGGAGAGAUUGAGAAGGAGAGAAGAAGAGAUAUUAGGUGAUCUGCUGAAGGAUCUAGAAUCCGAAAAAAAACGUUGCAAACAACUUGAAGUUCAGCUAGAGAAGGAAAAAGAAAAAUUCGAGGCCUUAAAUAAGGAGCAGGAUAGUAUAAUCGCGAUAUUUCAAGAGGAAAGAGCGCGCAGAGAUGUCGAGGAGGAAGAAUUAAAGAGGAAGUUGAAGGAAGCAGAAGCUGCAUAUAAAGAUUUGAAGGAAAAGUUGACACAAUUGCAGCUGGAGAAAAUGAAAGGCAUGGGGAACAAAUGGGGGCAGUAGGAGCAAAGUAUCUGGUAACGAGUCCGCACCGUAUGGAGAGCAUUUUCUUUCAUUUUUUAAAUAAUUUUCUUUUUUAGUUUUUUAUUUUCCAUGUGUUAGAAAAUGGUGUAGACUUUGAUUUAUAUGGAAGGGUUGCUGUGUAGGUCGUUUACUUCUACGUCUUAUUAGAUCAAACUCAUGAAACAACGCUUGUUUGAUAUGCUUCGUUUGAAAAUCA